GAAUGCACCAUAAUGCGCGUGGCCAUGAAAUGUGUAGAUGCGCGUGACCGCAGAGCAGACUGAACUGACGCCGGAACCCGACUCCAAGGAACAGUUUCUAAAGAACUUACCUUUUAGAACUGUCACGUAAAAAACAUUGAAGGUUCUUCGGAGAAAGAAUCCACUACCAAUAAAGAUGAGCGGUGUUCCAAAGACAGUCAACCUUGAAGAUGUGAAGAAAGAGCUGAAAGCAUUGAAGGCUAAAGUCGAGAAAGCUGAUGAUAACAAAGCCAGAAUGCUUCUGGAAAAACUGGAGGAAGGUGAGGCCAAGGCAAAUGCACAGCAGGAGAUGAUGGCUUAUGUCAAAAAGCAGGAACUUUGCCAGAAAGAAUUCAGUCAACAACUGGACAUAGUGCAGGACGAAAUCCAGAGGCUUUCUAAACACAAACAAGAUAUACAGGAUAAAUUGAGUAGAUGUAAAGCUGAACUGGAGGCUAAAAGAGCUGAGACUUCAAAACUGACACAAAAAUUCAAGAUCUAUGCCCAGAUCCCAAACACAGACGUGAAGUUUCUUACUUGUAUCAAAGAGGAGAAGGAGGAGAGAGAUGAUAGCUGUCAGUCAAUCAGAGGAGUUUUUACCAUCAGUCAGAGAACUGCAGUGCUUCUACAAGGAGGACAGGCACUCAUCACCUUUGAGGAAGAGAAAGUGGCUCAUCAAAUCCUGAAGCGUUCCAGUUGUCGUGUGUCCUGUGAGAACAUCAGAUUGGAUGUGAAACCUAAAGAAAUCACCUUGGAAACAGCUGUGAAAUUUGAGGUCCAUGUGGAUGUUUCCAGGAAAGAGCUCAAAGUAUUCGAUAUCCCCCCUUCCAUGCCAGAGGACAGGAUAAAGGACCGUCUGGAAAUGAGUUUUUCUAGACCAACCAGGGGAGGAGGAGAAGUAGCAAGUGUGGAUUACAGUAGCAACACAGGAACAGGGUCCAUCACAUUUUUGAAACCUGGAGUUGCCUGGAGGUUGGCCAUGAAAGGAUGGUACAAAAUAAAUCUGGAAUCUGAAGUUAACAUUAGGGUUGGACCAGCAUAUGAGUUCAAGUUGAAAAAGUUUCAGACAUCUUGUGGCUCAUCAAUGCGAACCAUUCUUCUGGAAGGCAUUGAUGAUGUGGAGGAUGAGGAGGACAUGCAGGACCACCUUGAAAUUCAUUUUCAGAAGCCCAACAACAGUGGUGGGGAAAUUGAGAGCAUAAAGUACAUUUCUAAGGGAAAAGCUCUACAGGCAUUUUUCAGUGAGGACACAGUGGACACAACCAACUAAAGUUAACUAGAAGUCACCGUAUAUAGCAAGCGUGUUUGCAGGAAGAAAGUAGGAGCUUGACUUGAUGCCUUUUUCAGUGUCUGGCACAGAAAAUCAUUUUUGUUCUCAGACUGGGAAUGAUUCUUUGGUUGUGGUGAUGUUUCAUUUAUUUGUAUGGGAGGGUGAGUUUAUGUUUGCUUGUUUUACUUACAUUAAAUUACUAUCAUAUUGACUCAGUCUGUAGAUAUGAACAUAGUCUCCACUUAGAAGCUAAUCUUGCAUCAUGAUUGUAUAUCACAAAUUGACCUUAUUGUAAAUCAUUUCAUGAGCUGGACAUAUUGAUAGAUUGUUUUUGGAGGGUCAAAAAACACCUCAGCAGUUCUUAAAUCACUGUAAUAAAAAAUAAAAACCAGAUCAUGUAAGAUGCAGAUGCUGUGCUACAUUAAGUCUUUACUGGGGAGUGUAUUCUCUGAACUGUUGAAUCUAAGUGCUGUAUCACUACAGGUUAUUUUAAAACACAAUUACAAAAUUACAAUAUUUGUAAUUUUAUAUAUUUUAGAUGAUCUGGGUCUGCCAUAGAUGAUCAACUUUAAAAUCAUGUUAUUCCAUCUGUGACAUAUUUUGCAUACUGCAUAAAGGAUUUUUCAGGAAUUUUCUGGGCCAUCACUAAGGUUUAAGCUUGUGCUUGUGGCAAUCUCUUGUCCUGUGUUAAUGAUGCUUAAUAAAAUAUAGAGAUCAUAUCA
This is a messenger RNA of Girardinichthys multiradiatus, 2010 nucleotides long. RefSeq names its product N-myc (and STAT) interactor (gene nmi). The record is from RefSeq and is a predicted model, not a curated record. Lineage: Eukaryota; Metazoa; Chordata; Actinopteri; Cyprinodontiformes; Goodeidae. Bases 176 to 1288 code for a protein of 370 amino acids. The transcript is spliced from 9 exons. Gene Ontology annotation, cellular component: cytoplasm.